AGCCGUGUUUAAUCUGAAGUGAGAAAUUAAGAAUGGCUGAGGGUUAUAAAGAAGAGGGAGAGAGGAGUGGACUGGACACGGACACCACUCAGAUGAAAACCGAAAAUCACAAACACAGCUUGAGAUUUCGUUACAAAUACAGGAAAUACACAAUGACCUGUGAUACACCUAGGACCAUCCUAGAGACACUUCAGACAAACUUCUAUUUUAAAGCCAUCUGUAAGAAAAAACAGAAUGGGAGAAAUAAGGAAAUAGUCAUCAGGAGAGAGCAGAUGCAAAGAGCUGCUGUGACACCACAUUUCCCCUGCUGUUUGCUCAAUGACAACGAGCUUCUGGACCUCAAGUUCAUCAGAUCAGGUGAAAACAGCAAUACAGCGAAGCCACCAAAAUUCACUGUUCACCCACGUGAAAAUCUGGUUUGUUUCUACAUUCAGACCAGAGGUGAUGAAAAUAUCCGCAGGCUGAUGAAGAGUAAUGAGCUGACAAGAACUGUGAAUUACGUGUGUGUGUAUGCAGUGAAGGGGGAGAAAGUGAAAGUGGCACUAAAGCGUGAUGGGAGAUUUAACGGUGUGAUUUUCAGAAAAGGAGCUCUCUAUGAGCAGCAAACUGAGAGCAUCAUGAAUCUCUCUAAUCUUGUUGAUCAUCUGGAUGGAAAGCAGUUUCAGGUCAAAGUCUCUCCUCACCCGACAGGCAGCCAGGAGUAG
Messenger RNA from Tachysurus vachellii, 704 nucleotides. Its product is annotated as serine protease FAM111A-like. The record is from RefSeq and is a predicted model, not a curated record. The transcript has 3 exons. Lineage: Eukaryota; Metazoa; Chordata; Actinopteri; Siluriformes; Bagridae. The coding region runs from base 33 to 704 and encodes 223 amino acids.